AUGGCAGAAAGCCUAAACGACUUUAUAGCAGGUUAUGUGAGCGGCGUAGCAGGUCUGCUGGUUGGGAGUCCUUUGGAUAUCCUAAAGGUCCGUCUACAAACGUAUUCGCCCGGAUUGUCAAAACCGUCUCUUUCAGAAAUGAUAAAGACAGAAGGUGUAGGUGUAGCCUCUCCGAUUGUAGGUCUUGCAUUCUUAAAUUCAAUUCUUUUCGCAUCGUAUGGUGGCAUCCUCCGGUUGUUUUCAACCUCGGUUUCUAAUGAUCAACCUACGUUGACAGAAGUAUACGUUUCCGGUUUUGGUGCAGGUGUCGCCUGCUUUUUGGCAAGUACUCCCACAGAGCUCGUCAAGUGCAAAACGCAAGUAUUGCGAGAGAGAAAACCAAAAGACGGUGUCAGAGAUCAAACAACUUCCUGGAGUGUAUUCAAGACUGUUUUGAGGCAAGAAGGCAUAAGGGGCCUUUUUCAGGGCGGAUGGAUAACUAUUAUAAGAGACGCGCCAGGUUAUGCGGUGUAUUUUUGGACAUACGAAGGUUUGAAAAGGACAUUGGGCGUCAGUCAGUCUUCAGGUCUCGAUGACAUUAACAAUGUCUCCCGUCUACUGUUUGCCGGUGGUAUGGCUGGACUUUUAUCCUGGGCAAGCGUAUAUCCACUAGAUACCAUAAAGUCGCGUAUCCAAACGCAAAACCGUCUAUCAUCAGUCAACAGAGAACAAGAACCAAUAAUACGUCAUUCGAGUCAAUCACCGAUACUUAAGCAGCCCGUCUCUGAACCGUACAAGGGCGUAACUGAUUGUAUAGUGCGAUCGUAUCGUGCAGAAGGCAUCCGUGUAUUUUUUAGAGGAAUCACGCCGACGCUGUUGCGCGCAUGGCCUGUUAAUGCGGUGUUUACAAUUUUAUUGCGAAUAUAUGGUUUGUAA
Paraglomus occultum is the source of this 915-nucleotide messenger RNA. NCBI's taxonomy places the organism in Eukaryota, Fungi, Glomeromycota, Glomeromycetes, Paraglomerales, Paraglomeraceae. The record is from the annotation of a GenBank genome assembly.